UUAUAUUAGCAGUGAAACUUGCCAUAUGGGAAGGGAAUAGAAAUAAGGGAUAAGCAGAGAGUUUGGAUGGAAGAGAGAAUGUAAGAAACAAAUUUACGUUGACUGCAAAUUCUUAGGAAGUGAUAGAAAGGCAGAUAGAUAUACAGAGAGACAAAAAUAGGGAAAAAGGAAAUUCGAUGGAAAAAUUGGUACAUGUUUUUUUGAUUUUAUUUGCUACGUAAAUGAUACCAUAGCAAUAGCACGUCAUCACAAGCAGCCUGAAAAGUGGGUGUGAAUAGCGAGAGCUAGCGAGCGUUCCAGCCGAAGCUCCCGGCACUCUUUGCACUAUGACCGGUCUCUCAGCACCCUGCGGCAUUUUUUUUUCACGUAGGAUGAUGGCUGCUUCUCGAUGAAUUGACCUGUAUCUGCUGGGUUAAAAGGUGCAAGAGGUCUAUUGCUUACCAAGACGUCUACAGAAUAGAGAGUUCCAUCUAUUAUAGGUGACUGUCUCCACCAAAAUAAGAAUGGUGGUGGAUAGUGCAAACAGGAAGAGUUCUGUAAUGCUAUGGAGCCUUUAUCUUAUGGUACUGUUCUCACACGUCUGUGGAUCUGACAUAAGAAACGUUGAUCCCAAUGGAUAUGUAGUCUACUGCCCCUGUAUGGGUCGUUUCGGUAACCAAGCUGAUCACUUCCUAGGAGCUCUUUCCUUCGCUCAUGGUCUGGACAGAACCCUUAUCCUUCCGCCUUGGAACGAUUACGGAAAACCAAGCCGCGCUGCUCAAAUUCCGUUUGACAAGUACUUCAAGGUUGACCCGCUCCGUGAAUAUCAUCGGGUCAUCACCAUGGAAACCUUUAUGAAGGAGUUAGCUCCUUCUUUAUGGCCAAAGGAGAAACGUACAGGAUUCUGUUACCGUUUCAGAGAUGGGACGGACUGCAAGAUGAAGGAGGGAAAUCCUUUCGGACCAUUCUGGGACAACCAUCACAUUGACUUCUUCGAGUACAAGGAAUAUGGCCCACUUUCCUAUAACACCCAUUUGCCUAACGCAAGAAAUAUGUGGGAAGCCAAGUUCCCAGUGUCCGAGUACCCUGUGAUUGCCCUCUCUGGCGCCCCUGCUGCCUUCCCGGUGACCCAGGAGAACAGACAACUCCAUAAAUAUUUGCACUGGUCUGAAGAAAUAGACGGGCAAGCAGAUCAGUUCAUUCAGGAGAACCUAUCAGGGAGCCCAUUUGUCGGAGUGCACAUGCGACAAGGGUCGGACUGGGUCAAUGCAUGCAGGCAUGUGAAAGACGCAAAACAGCUCUUUGCUUCGCCCCAGUGCCUCGGUUACCAACAAGAAUUCGGCUCUCUGACAGACGAUCUUUGUAUGCCAUCGUUUGACCUCGUCAAAGAACAGAUUAAAGCCGUUGUCAAAAAGAUCAAGGCUGAAGGGGUGUUUAUUGCAUCGGAUGUAGAACCGGAUGUUAAAUCUCUGAAAAAGUUUCUUCCCUCAAAGGUCAAGAUAGUGCAACACAAACCGUCAAACCCACAAGUUGACCUCGCUAUAUUAGGCAAGUCCGACCAUUACAUCUGCAAUUGUGUCUCAUCCUUCUCUGCAUUUGCGAAGAGGGAGAGGGAUGCCACGGGCAAGCCAUCGUCCUUCUGGGGAUUCGGGGAAGACUAUGAGAGGAUCAAGAAGAGGCGGUCGCAGAAAUCUCGCAGCGAGUUAUGAGGACGGCUUCAUUUGUAGUAUAGAACUGAAUAAAUGUACUGAUAGAUAGUGUAAAUCAUAAAAUGUAAAUGGUGUAGAAAGUAAUGCAGACAUUCAUUAAAAGCAUUAAAGCAUUUCCGGGGGGGUCACUUAGUAUGAACGUAUGUGCCACGGUCGAGACCCCCAUUCUCAGCCCAAGUCCCGCUCCAGAGCAUCACCAAUUUAGAAAGCCAUGGAAAUUCCUAUUUUCCCCUGCUGUUUCGAAGAUCCUCAAAUUUGUGGUUUCUAGGGACAGUGCCCUCCAAUACUCCUCGCAGCACAGGGGCAAACUGCGUUCAGUGACAGCGAAAGCUUUGCAGAGCGAUUCAGAGGCCGCUGAUUGGUUCAUCACACAGAAAUGUCAUGACGGAUUUCAUGCGUAUUCACGCAAUGCUCCAAAACAUUUGUGCUAUUCAAUAGCCUUGCACUUUUAGGAAUCGUUGAUACUAGAGCUGUUCUGGGGACCCCCAUUCUAAGAGCAAAGUUUAGUUCACGAGCCCCCUUUUUACGUUUUGGUGCGGCACAAAGGUAUCAUCUUAUAAUUUGAGUACCCUUCCUCCCCCGGGGCAUUAACACGUAUGAAGUGGUGAUGGAUCUUUAUCAAAUGAUUGGCCCAAAUCCAUCAUAUGACCAGUCGUACAUUUCAGCUGACGGGAAGAUGUUCUAAUGACCGGUACAGAUGACUUGUUCUAUUGACCGGUAAUGGUUUUGAGACGAGGAUGGCGUAUCAAACAACAAGGAUGCACAUCACUAUCUUUUAAAACAUAUACACAUUAUGGUUGAGCACUGGAAUAAUUACCCACACUUCAUGCGUGUACACAUAAUUCUUCUUUAUGUCCUCAAUUAAGGGGGAAAAAAUUAACGGGCGAAAUCGCCCCGAGCGGAGG
Molecule: messenger RNA, 2593 nt
Organism: Lytechinus variegatus (green sea urchin)
Lineage: Eukaryota; Metazoa; Echinodermata; Echinoidea; Temnopleuroida; Toxopneustidae
Product: GDP-fucose protein O-fucosyltransferase 1-like
Exons: 8
Coding region: 504-1688 (394 amino acids)
Biological process (GO): protein O-linked glycosylation via fucose; Notch signaling pathway
Molecular function (GO): peptide-O-fucosyltransferase activity
Source: RefSeq, a predicted model, not a curated record